UACUAAAUUGCAAAAGCAAGUGACAGUUUUGCCCCUCAGCCUCCCUCCUCAAUGUCCUCCAUUAGUCCAUUCCUUCCACUCAUGGUAACCUCAUUGACACAGCAUUCGCCUCCCUCAUCUAAGUCAAGUGCUAGAUCACUCACCAGUCACCGCUAACCGUUCCUCGGUGCAUGCAAGAAUAAUGGCAGCCGUCAUGCCAGCGACACCGACGACGCCAAUGAUGACGACGGUGCCCUUACCGGACUACCAGGUGUCCGGCGCGGUCACGGCCGCCCCGCGGCACGGCGCCUCGGGCUCCGUCGGCGCGUUCUUUGGGGUGCUGGCCGCGGUGCUGCUUCUCACCGUGCUUUCCUGCGUCUUCGGCCGGGUGUGCGCGGCGCAGGCCGAGAGACCCGACGAGUGGUACGACUGCACGAGGCUAGCACGCCGGAGGUGCUGGAGGCGGCGCGCGCCCCGGCUGCCGGUGCCAGCUCAGGAUGUGGAGGAGCCAGCUGCACCGCCACCGCCACUGCCUGAACCGUGAAGAGGCAGCUGCUCAGGUUCUCGAUCCUUCAGUUGUCCUUCGCUGCACUUGCAGGUUAGUACCAUAGGAAAAAUAGGCAAUAAAAAAGAUACUGUAGAUCAAUGCAAUGUUCUUCUAAACCUUUGAUCUUUCGUCAUGUUAUUUAGCUUUUCAUUUUUAGCUUUUGAUUUUCAUUUUCAUGCAGUAAGAUCAUAGCGUUAUGCCAGUUCCAGACUCAGUUAUUUUUGCCAUUAUGGCUGAUAAUCAACAGCGAAAACUAUCAGGAAAUAGUGUUUACACACAGAAAGAACUAUUUGUGCAAAAAACAGUUUCCAAUUUUGCUUCCACAUUUGUUUAUCAGGAAAGAUAAAUGAUUUUCUAGG
This is a messenger RNA of Phragmites australis (common reed), 885 nucleotides long. RefSeq lists its product as uncharacterized. NCBI's taxonomy places the organism in Eukaryota, Viridiplantae, Streptophyta, Magnoliopsida, Poales, Poaceae. Bases 182 to 523 code for a protein of 113 amino acids. The record is from RefSeq and is a predicted model, not a curated record. The transcript has a single exon.